AUUCGUUGAACAGCAUUUUUUUUUAACUGAGUUUGAAAAACAAUUAAACAGUAUAUCUAAUUAAAGACAAACGGAACGUUAUGCAGACAUUAUUUUUGACAAGCGAUUUGUUACUUGCAUAACCUAUAACCGACUUUCCAUUAAAAUGUAUUUUUAAUGUUAUUCUUCAGAACUUUUUAUUAUUAUUAUUACUAAUUGUAUUAUUAUAAUAUAUAUAUAUAUAUAUGUUUCUUGUAAUUAUAUUUUCUAUAUAUACAUAUAUAUUAUUAUAAUAUGUGUCAGUGUCUUUAAACGGAUACAGCGUAUUGUUUUUUUUUUUUGUUUUUUUUUUUGUUUUUUGUUUUUCAUAAUACAUGACAGCGCUGCGGAGUUGUCACACGGUUGAAUCGAGCUCCUAUUGAAGACAGAAGGUGCUGGCAAAAGUUAACUGGCCCGAACAACAAACUAACAGCUAACUAAGAUGUCUGCCUCUCUCCAGCUGCCAGACUCGCUCCCCACCAGCCCUUUGGAAAUGGAGUAUGUGAACGACUUCGACCUGAUGAAGUUCGACGUGAAGCGUGAGCCGCCCUCGGAGAGCCUCCCCCCGAACCCCCGGGGGUGCACGGCCCCUAGGCUCCCCAGCGUGGUGGUGGGGGGGUCCCUGAACUCCACCCCCUGCAGCUCCGUGCCCCCCUCCCCCACCUUCAGCGACCUGAGCGGGUCAGGGGCGUCCUGCUCUGCCAGUCUGGGGUCGGAGUCGCGCAGCUCGCUGGAGGAGCUGUACUGGAUGGCCACGCUGCAGCAGCAGCUGGGCUCGGACUCGCUGGGACUGAGCCCCGAGGACGCAGUCGAGGCUCUCAUCAACUCAGCAGCAGCGGCAGCUGUGACGGGCGUGACGCAGCUCCAGAGCCUGGACGCCUUCCGAGCGGGGCCCGGGGCCCAUCCGCAGCAAGGUCACCCCGCCCAGCUCCCACACCAUCACCACCCCGGCCUGCAGAUCACACAUCCCGCCACGGGGGGCAGCAUGGGGCCCCCAGGGUACCUGGGAGUGGCCGGGACUUCUCCGGUGUCGGCGGAGGAGCUGGUUAGUCAGGCGCAUCACCACCUCACACAUCACCAUCACAACCAACAGGUGGCAGCACAGUUGUGUCUGGAGGAGCGUUUCUCAGAUGACCAGCUGGUGAGCAUGUCUGUGCGCGAGCUGAACCGUCACCUGCGUGGCUUCAGCAAGGAAGAGAUCGUGAGGCUGAAGCAGAAGAGACGCACACUGAAGAACCGCGGCUACGCGCAGUCCUGCCGCUUCAAGAGAGUGCAGCAGAAACACGUACUGGAGUCAGAGAAGAGCCACCUGGCACAGCAGCUGGAUCAGUUGCAGUGUGAGCUUGCUCGAGUGUUGAGGGAGAGAGAUGCGUACAAAGCCCGCUACGAGAAGCUUGUCUCGAGCAGCUUCUCCCAGAACACCGAGGCUACUCCGGGGGGGCAAGGCAACCCUGACCCCACCUCCCCACGGGACUACUUCCUGUGAGGAAUCAACUCCCCUCCCCCCUCCAAAAUCACCUGAACUGUCUCCCAAAAUAACAUGACAAAAUCACUUAACAAGAAGAGGCUCUGGGAUCACCUCGCAACCUGCCUACCUCUCUACCUGGAAGAAAUCCACAGAAAUCACAUGUAUAAUCACCAGAAAAAUCACCUUGAAUCAGCUGAAAAAUUACAUUAAGUCACCUUUAAAAUCAUCUGAAAUCACAUGAACAAUCUGAAAAAUAAUAAUAAUAAAAAUGUUAAUCACUUUGAACCACCUCUCUGUAGGGCUACUUUUUAUGAACAGUGGAAUAUCAAUCAUCGAAAUCACCUGAAAAAUCAUCCUAAUUCAUCAACUAAAAAUCACACAGACCUACCUCACCACAGGACUGUUCUUGUGAGGGAGUGACAGAGAGAGAAGACAAAUACAACCAAAAAAAGAAAAUCACCAUACAAAUAAUCAGAAAUCACCAAAAUCUUAAAUCUUAAAAAAAAAAGUUAACCAAAGAUUACCAGAAAUCAGUUGGAUAUAGGUGAAUAACUAAAAAACUCAAAUCAACCAAUAUAUAUAUAUAUAUAUAUAUAUAUAUAUAUAUAUAUAUAUAUAUAUAUAUAUAUAUAUACAGAUGUGCUCAAAUUUGUUGGUACCCCUCCACAAAAAACGAAGAAUGCACAAUUUUCUCUGAAAUAACUUGAAACUGACAAAAGUAAUUGGCAUCCACCAUUGUUUAUUCCAUAUUUAAUAGAAAUCAGACUUUGCUUUUGAUUUUUUAUUCAACAUAAUAUUGUAAAUAAGAAAACAAAUGAAAAUGGCAUGGACAACAAUGAUGGGACCGCUAACUUAAUAUUUUGUUGCACAACCUUUAGAGGCAAUCACUGCAAUCAAACGUUUUCUGUAGCUCUCAAUGAGACUUCUGCACCUGUUAACAGGUAGUUUGGCCAACUCUUCCUGAGCAAACUGCUCCAGCUGUCUCAGGUUUGAUGGGUGCCUUCUCCAGACUGCAAGUUUCAGCUCUCUCCAUAGAUGUUCGAUAGGAUUCAGAUCAGGACUCAUAGAAGGCCACUUCAGAAUAGUCCAAUGUUUUGUUCUUAUCCAUUCUUGGGUGCUUUUAGCUGUGUGUUUUGGGUCAUUAUCCUGUUGGAGGACCCAUGACCUGCGACUGAGACAGAGCUUUCUGACACUGGGCGGUACGUUUCGCACCAGAAUGCCUUGAUAGUCUUGAGAUUUCAUUGUGCCCUGCACAGAUUCAAGGCACCCUGUGCCAGGCACAGCAAAGCAGCCCCAAAACAUAACCGAGCCUCCUCCAUGUUUCACUGUAGGUAUGGUGUUCUUUUCUUUGAAAGCUUCAUUUUUUCGUCUGUGAACAUAGAGCUGAUGUGACUUGCCAAAAAGCUCCAGUUUUGACUCAUCUGUCCAAAGGACAUUCUCCCAGAAGGAUUGUGGCUUGUCAAUAUGCAUUUGAGCAAAUUCCAGUCUGGCUUUUUUAUGUUUUUCUUUCAAAAGUAGAGUCCUCCUGGGUCUUCUUCCAUGGAGCCCACUUUCGCUCAAAAAGCGACGGAUGGUGCGAUCAGAAACUGACGUACCUUCACCUUGGAGUUCAGCUUGUAUCUCUUUGGCAGUUAUCCUUGGUUCUUUUUCUACCAUUCGCACUAUCCUUCUGUUCAAUCUGGAGUCGAUUUUCCUCUUGCGGCCACGCCCAGGGAGGUUGGCUACAGUUCAAUGGGCCUUAAACUUCUUAAUAAUAUUUGCAACUGUUGUCACAGGAACAUCAAGCUGCUUGGAGAUGGUCUUGUAGCCUUUAACUUUACCAUGCUUGUCUAUUAUUUUCUUUCUGAUCUCCUCAGACAGCUCUCUCCUUUGCUUUCUCUGGUCCAUGUUCAGUGUGGUGCACACAAUGAUACCAAACAGCACAGUGACUACUUUUCUCCAUUUAAAUAGGCUGAAUGACUGAUUACAAGAUUGGAGACAUGUGUGAUACUAAUUAAAGAAACUAAUUAGUUUGAAAUAUCACUAUAAUCCAAUUCUUUAUUAUCUUUUCUAAGGGGUACCAACAAAUGUGUCCAGGCCAUUUUAUAAUAUCUUUGUAGAAUAAGCAAUAAUUCACCUCUUUUCACAGCUUCUUUGCUUUAUUCUAUGACAUACCAAAGGCAUGCAAGUAUACAUGAUAAAAUAGCUUUUAAUUUCAUCACUUUUCAGGAGGAAUGAAGCAUUAUUUCAAUAAGCUGUAAGGGUACCAACAAAUUUGAGCAUGUCUGUAUAUAUAUAUAUAUAUAUAUAUAUAUAUAUAUAUAUAUAUAUAUAUAUAUUAAAAAUGAAUCAAAGAUCCCAAAAUCUACGAAAUCACCUCCAUCCCUAGAAAGACUUUAGAGUUUGUUGGACUACCCACUGUUCCACUGGACUCCCAUUCAAAGGACGACGCAAACUGGAUGAAACUGGUUUGUAUGGACAAAAACUAAACUCUGACAUCAGAAUCGUGACUUAUAAAAAAUAGACAAUAAAACAAUUCCAAGCACUGGUUAAAACCCCAAAUUCAACCCCCAUCCUUAUCCCUAAAUAUAACCAAAAGAUGCCCCCUGCGUGCCGGACAUGCAAGGAAAUAACCUCUGCAGCAAAAAGAAAGAAAGAAAGAAAGAAAGAAAGAAAGAACCGAUACAAAUAUCAAAGGAAUCUGAUUUUCUGACAGCUGUCAGUCUCUUAAAUAAAGGGUUUUGAAGAAGCUUAUAGUUUAAAGUUUUAUAUCAUCAUCAUUAUUAUUAUUAUUAUUAUUAUUAUUAUUAUUAUUAUUAUUAUUAUUGUUACUACCAACAUUUCGUUCAGUUUGCAAUUAUGUAAAGUUUGUAGUCAGCAAAUCCGAACUAGCCUCCUAAUAGUUGUGACGCUGCCCUUAUAAACGUUUCCCAUAGUAAAAGCACUUCAAAGUGUAAUAAAGCACAGUGAAAGCAUGGUAACGCAUAGGGAAGCAUUGUAAAGCACUGAGAGGUGUGGUAAAGCACAUUAAUAAACAUGGCAAAAGCAUGGGGGAAAAAUACCAUGGUGAACUUUUAUAAUACCAUGCAAAAAUACUGUGGUGAACUUUUCUAAGGGUGGUUCAAGCACAGUAAUAAUCCCAUAUGAUGCUGUUGAACACUUUAAAACUAUGAAUUGUAAAUCAAUGAAGCUGCUUCUGCUAUAUUCAUCAAUAGAGCCCAUUUUGUUCCUAUGGAAGGCAAUGUAAAGUCAAAAUGAAAGGCAGAACAAAUAGGCAGUACUGUACAGAAUUAAAUAAGUAGCACUCAUGGUACUGGGUUACCAAUUCUUAUUUUGUUUUUCAGUACAUCUUUACAUUUGUUUAAAAGUUAAGGUCAUAGCAAUAUCUUCUAAAGGCCAGUUCCACACAAGGGCUUUUUACACCAUCAAUCUGAGACUAAAGGUAAUGAAACAAAUUUAACAGUUAGUCUUCUACACCGGUGUGAACUUCCCUUCUUUAUUAUGGGAAACAACUGCAUUGUGAGAAAAAAGUUUCCCAUGGUAAAAGCAUAGCAAAAUAUAAUAAAGCACAGUGAAAUAAUGGUAAAGCAUAGGUAAGCACUGUAAAGCACAGAGAGGUCUGGUAAAGCAUAGGGAAGCAUUGUAAAGCACAUAGAGGUCUGGUAUUGCAUAUUAAAAAACAAACCACGGUAAACUAACCCUUAUAAUAGUUCCCCAUAGUAAAAGCACAUCAAAGUGUAAUAAAGCCAGUGAAAGCUAAAGCAUAGGUAAACAUAGUACAGCACAGAGAGGUAAAGUAAAGUAUUUUAAUAAACAUGGCAAACCAUGGUAAACUAUGGGAAAUGCAUUGUAUAGCCAUGGGGAAAAGCAUGGGGGAAAACUGCAAAAUUACCAUGCACUUUUUUUAUUUAUUUAUCUAUUUACAUUUAUAUAGCGCCUUUUAUCAUAGUAACCUCAAGGCGCUUAUAUCGUGGUGAAUUUGUAUAAGGGUAAGACCACUUUCUCUGGCCUGGCAUUAAUACCAAGCUUUUAAUACAGAUUUAUUGUCAUCAUAAGUGCUUAUUAGAAGUCAUUUUUAGACUUGCUUAUUUAUUACAAAAAAAAGUGGGGAAAAAAAUAUAUAUUGCAACUAAAUUGAUUAAAUGUAUUAUUUUCUCAGGUUUUAAAAUGUGUUAAUAAAAUUAUUUUAAAAACCUAUAUGACAAUAGGGUAUUAAAACAACUAUUUCAAAUA
Molecule: messenger RNA, 5698 nt
Organism: Acipenser ruthenus (sterlet)
Lineage: Eukaryota; Metazoa; Chordata; Actinopteri; Acipenseriformes; Acipenseridae
Product: transcription factor MafA-like
Exons: 4
Coding region: 461-1504 (347 amino acids)
Biological process (GO): regulation of transcription by RNA polymerase II
Cellular component (GO): nucleus
Molecular function (GO): DNA-binding transcription factor activity, RNA polymerase II-specific; RNA polymerase II cis-regulatory region sequence-specific DNA binding
Source: RefSeq, a predicted model, not a curated record